AAAUUAAGCAAUAUGAUCUUUUUUAAAUAUUAAAUGUAUGAUCAACGGCUGUAUUGUAGAAGUAAACACUGUACUCGAGUAAAACAAUUCUUUGGAGAAUAUAUUUUGUGAUUUCGACUGUGUUUACUGUAUGACAAACUUAAUUGAGGGCAAUGAAUGACCAUACAAGUCAAAGAGCGAUCCAGCAGCCUCCAUGUAUUGACUGGCAGCAAAGAAACAAAGAAAGAGCAUUGGUACCUGUAUGUUAGAGAUGUAUGACAAGGGUCUUUGGACAGAUGUCAAGUUUCGAUGUAAAGAUCAUGACGAAGAGGAGGUGAUUACAGCGCAUAAAAUUGUUCUAGCAGCUAGAAGCCCCGUGUUUCAAGCGAUGUUCUUUGGUCCUUGCGCUGACGGAAAAGGUGAAGUGGAACUCAAAAAUGUAGAAAAGGAAAUAUUGCAUCUGUUUCUAAGGUUCAUUUACAGUGAUACAGUGGAACUGGCUGAGGAAAAUGCCUUUGGAGUUUUGGAAAUUGCACAUUUUUAUCAGGUUCCAAGUUUGGUACAGUUCUGUGCUGACUAUCUGGCUACAAUCAUCACACCAAACAACGCUUGUGAAGUACUAAGAAAUGCAAUGUUAUACAAGAUAACUAGCCUGAGAGAUGUUUGUUGCUCUUUUAUCGACAAUCAAGCGAAGCAAGUCCUCAACUCAGAUAAUUUUAUGAAUUUAUCCCCUGAACAUCUCUUGUACAUUUUAAAAGGAGAUACAUUUUACGCCGAUGAGGAAGAAAUAUUAAAAACGGCAGAUAAAUGGUCAAGGAAGAAAGUCGUUGGAGGUAACCAAGAAGAAACUGGUUUGAAUAUCCGUAAAUGUCUUGGUGAGGCAUUUUAUCAGUUGAGGUUACCAACAAUGACAUAUAAGUCCUUACUGGAAUGUACAAGCCGAGAGGGAUAUUUUUCUGUUGCAGAAUAUGCAGAUAUUGCAGGCUACAUUAACAAACUUCCAGGUAUUUCGGUUCCAACUAAUUCCUGCACAGUACGUUUGCCCGAGAUAGAAACAUUAAAAGUAAACAACAAAGACAAGGCCCUACAUAUAAAUGACAGUGUAUCUGUUUCCUUUGAGAUACUUGUAGCAAAGGAUGUAGCAAUGUUGAAUAUUGCCCUCGAGGAAAUUAAACCGUAUUUGAAGAGCGUGAGAGACUUGUACACAAGUACUGAAUCCAGAACUUCAAUAGAAAGAAAUGAAAGAAUAUCACCCUUUAUGGAUCGGGCUGUUCAUUUUACUUAUGACGAGUAUGCAAUUUUUUUGAAACCUAUGAAAGAGUUUGAGCUUCCUGAAAAUCUAGGACUAGAGUUGUCUGUCAAUGUCGUAAUUAAAUAUCUAGAAUUUGAACAAAAUUUUCGUAUGCAUCAAACACAGCCAGAAAACUGUAAAGUUAAUUUUAAUCCACCGUUAGUACUGGAAAAAAGUAGUACGCCCUAUUGCGUGGAAAUGAAAAUUCAAUAUAGCUGUGAGGGUGCAGUUCAGAUAGGUACAAAAGGCUCUAGACACAGCAGUGAAAGAAUCUCCAGCAAAUCAAGUGACACGCAAGCUAAAGGCUGUUUUUGCGGAAUUAAAAGCAUCGAAUUUAAAAACAUUUCUAAUCGCGACGCUAUAACUGACAAUCAAUCGACUGAAGCAAAGGAGAUGGAAUCCAAUGAUGACGGCAGAGAUAAGGCGCAUUGAAUAAAGUUGAGUAAAGCUGUCUAUCUUUCUUUUUUAUAUUAUAUUUCUAUAUAAUAUGAAAUAGACAGACAGACAGACAGCUUUGAUACAUAAGCUAAAUGAAAAGUGAAACUGGAACAAAAUACACUGAAUGUUUCAUAUGUACAUAUUUCAGUAAGAUACACCAUACAUUUAAUAUUUUUCACGCACUGCACAGUAAAUGGAUUGUGAAAACAUGUUUUAUUUGCUUUUUUUUCAAAUUUAUACGUCACGACAACAUCAAUGAAUAGGCGGAUACAGUGGUGUCUGGUAGUGGGAACGCACUGAUGUGAGCCUCCAUUCCAAUGCAUUAACUAUCCCAGAUGCAUGAUCGUUUACUUCUUUAUCUUGGAAAUAUUUCGGCUUGCUUCGACCGCAAAAUGUUUUGUUCAUAUACUAGAUCUAGAAAUAUUAGAGAUAUGGUGAUCCGUGUAAUUACAACACAAAAGCUGACAGGACAAAUAUUCCUGGAUCAAAAUAGUUAAACCGCCAUUUGCAAUUUUGCCAAUAUCGUAAAAAAAUACUAGAAUUACUAGCUUGAAAUAUAACGUAAUUUCAUAAUUGCUGCCUCACUGGAAUAUCACGCCGUAGACAUGUGACAUGAUAUCCCACCCAGUCACAUUAUACUGACACCGGGCUGACCAGUCCUAGCACUUCCCUCUGAAUGCUGAGCGCCAAGUGAGGAAGCUACUAGUACCAUUUUUUACGUCUUUGGUUACCG
Messenger RNA from Mercenaria mercenaria, 2441 nucleotides. RefSeq lists its product as uncharacterized. Gene Ontology annotation, cellular component: cytosol. NCBI's taxonomy places the organism in Eukaryota, Metazoa, Mollusca, Bivalvia, Venerida, Veneridae. The record is from RefSeq and is a predicted model, not a curated record. The transcript has 3 exons. Gene Ontology annotation, biological process: neurogenesis. Gene Ontology annotation, molecular function: protein binding. The coding region runs from base 242 to 1702 and encodes 486 amino acids.